CCUGAAGCAGACGCUGGACACCCUCCCUCAGCUCAUGCCGCCAAUAAAAGCCCCCAGAAGACAGCUUGUCGCCUCUUGGUGCCACACACCACCACCCAACCCCUCACGGGGGAAGGAGCGGGGACGGCGCCGCGGCCAACGGUUCCCCAACGGUCCCCCAACGGCCGCGGCGCGCUCCCCGUCAGGCGCGCCUCCCGCCUGCAAGGCCUGCGAGCUGUCCUGCAGGCAGAUGGGCACCAGCUGAUUCUAGAGGAGGUACCAGACUGGAAUACUGUAGAACUCAUAGUAAAUGGGGAACUAUUUCGCUGCAACAUCAAUGACCUGGAUUUUGGAGGUGAUGGCAAGUUGGAUCCACUCUGUGAAGAAGCCAGAAAAGCAGUGUUAAAUGCUUACUAAUUUAUAGGUUCACAUUCUCUUUUACCUUGUUUUUCUGUCAGGCAAUUUACUUGCAUUACAAAAGUAUUAGAAGUUUUACAAUACAGUUGGCUCUUCAUGCUUCUGUCUCUCUUUGUGUGUCAUCCAGACAGGAAUAUACAUCCUUUUCCAUAAGCUGUCAUGUGUUACCACCCUGAAUGUCAAAAAUUCAUACAGAACUGUGACUAACAAGUAGUUCUAAUAAUUUGAUUUUAAUUAAAAGAAGAAUGAAAUU
Molecule: messenger RNA, 649 nt
Organism: Cygnus olor (mute swan)
Lineage: Eukaryota; Metazoa; Chordata; Aves; Anseriformes; Anatidae
Gene: C7H10orf53
Product: chromosome 7 C10orf53 homolog
Source: RefSeq, a predicted model, not a curated record